UCUUUCAUCUCUAUUUCUUCAUCUUGUUAUCUAUAUUUAUGUUUACUAAGGGAAAUUUGACUUUUAAUGCAUUAAGUGACACUACAUUUAAAAAAUACCCUAUCACUAUAUGACUCUCAUUUUGGUGCUACUAAUGACCUUACUACCCAAAAUAAUUGUAACGCCCUGGUUACCCCAAAAUAGUUACGGUGAACGAUGAACCCGAAAUUUGAUCCGCUAGCCGAGUCCUUUGGUUAAAAACGUGCUCUAAGUGUUACUAACAGGUUAAGGUGGAAAACAAAUAAAAAAGGAAAGGAUAUAUUUUAUUAAGUAUAUAACUGCUCAUGAGCUUAUCAAAACAUUUACAAGUUAUUUACAACUCAAAAUGGUCACUACUAUUUCAAAUUUACAACCCGCCGACCUAAGCGGCAAAAUAGGGUAAACCCCCUAGUUCCUCUAAAAACUCCUUGGCCAUGGUGGUCAAGCGGCCGCAUAUGUACACAUCACCACUAAGCUCUCCACUCAAGGUUGGGUGAGCUUUUCUUUCCCUUUUCCUGCACCACAUAGCACCCAUGAGCCGAGGCCUAGCAAGAAAACACAAUAUAGCAUAAUAUAAUAUCAACAAUGAUCAUAAUAAUCAUUCAGGACUAUCAGUCCAAAACAGAUAGGCGACAGUCACAAAAGUCACUAAAUUGGGAAUAGCUCCCUUCAGCCUAGUGACGAUAGGGCCACCGGGGCUUAAUAGGUAAGUGAACCUUUCAUUAGCUUAAACAGGAUAGGUGCAUGGUGACUGGUCACCAACAUAACCUUCCUCAUGACCAUAGAGUCAUAACCCUAGAACAUCGUUCCCUAGCCAUGUGACAAGCGGUCACCUGGGCCUUAGGCCCUGGCUCUGAGUAAUUAGUCUUAGACUAGCCAAGCGCUUAUAAGUUUCAUUGACCUUAGGGUCAGUCCAGCAUUAAUGCCUUAGAGCCAUUCAAUGUUGAUAUUGAUUAGAUCUAAUCUUCAUUCGGCCCUGCGUUCAGGAUGCUUAUGCCGUUUCUGACUCUUAGGUCAGUGUCCCUGACUAGUCAGUGCCAUAUACAAGUAAACAAUAUUCACUAGCAUUUAAUAUGCAAUCCAUGUCCACAUUUAUCAAUCAACAUGCCUCAAUAACAAUCACACAUGUCAUAUAUACAUAGGGUGCAGUUUUCUUACCUCAGAUUCGAGCUAGAAUGAAUAAAGGAACGACCCUUGAGAACGAUCAACUUUUAGUCUUUCAGCGGUCACCUAGUCAUAACCAAACACGAGACAUCAUCAAAAAAAUGAUCAACAUAGUUUCCCAAACCAAAAUCUAGCCUCCGGGACAUCAAUCCAAACUAAUCCAAGUAGUAGGAACAAUCCCGAGGCCUAAAACUAUGUUCCCAGGGUCAAAACACACAAACGGGCUCAACCCUGCUCAAGGGCUGCGGCCCUGGCACCUUGGGCCGCGGCCCCCAGCCACCACUGAAGCAAGGGCCGUGGCGCCCAACAUCAAGGGGCGCGGCUCCCAGCAAAGGAAAUUUCCCCCACCUGCUUCUUCGAGCUAGGGCCGCGACACCCCAAGAACAGGGCCGCGGCGCCCAACCCAGAACACGCCCAAACUCGUUCUUCAACAUCCCAAAGCCUCCAAAAUGAUGCCUAAACAUUACCAAACCAUCAAAUCAAAGUUCCCAAGCUUCCCAAUGGUCCAAAACCAUCAAAACCCAAUGUUCAAUCAAACCAAAAACUCAACGGUUCACAAAAUCCAAUUCAAAGCUUAGAAACUCUAAAAACUCAAAACUUAAACUUAGAUUACCUUCGAUUGGGUUGUUUCUCGUCAAAUCCUUUGGUCAAGAAGCUUCUAAUCUUUCCUAGGAUCUCUAUGCCUCGAUCCUCACUGUAUUCAGACUCCUAGAACUCGAGAUUUCUUCAGAAAGGCUUCAAACAGUAAAAAUGAACUAACGGGAAAGAACGAGAGGUUUUCUAACGUAAGUAACCUCAAAUAAAACCUAGGGCUCGGGGUCCCAAAAACCUCCCCGGGGACAUUAUAGUCAAAACUUCCAGAAUUUCAACAUGCCGAAUAGCUCGAAUAUAUCUCCAUAAUAAUGGAAUCUCAUUCACAAAUCACAAUAUGCACCCCAAAUAUACAAAUAUACCCUUAACGGGCCAAAUUAUCAAAAUAUCAUAAUACUCAAAUGUGGACCCACAUGCAUGCAUAUAACAUCAUAUUAUAAUAUAAUUCAUAUAAGCAUGCAUAUAUUCAUUUAAUGGCAUAAUUAAACAGUUAUGGCCCUCCCGGCCUACUAAUCCUGCCAUUAAACCACAUCGGAGGAUUCGGGGCAUUACAAUAACCCUGGCAUUUUUUCUCAUAGACUCUCUGUAUUCUCUCCCAAAGUCCCGAAGCAAGCAAAAUUUGUAACACUUAAACCCGAUUGAAUCCGUAGAACCCAACCAUUGUCUUCCACGACCACGAACAAGGGCUCCCAAAGGGUCAGAGUUGACGAUCGGAGAAGGGGAAGGAGAAAACGUCGAGCAAGCCGACCAAAGUUUUAGGAAACAACCCCAAAGAAAGCGAAGGUGAGGGAUUUCGUUUUUAAUCUGCAAUAUGUGUAUGUGCUUGGUUUUUUUUUUGUUGAUUUUUGUUCAUAGAUCGGGGCUGGGGAAUGAAGAAAUCUGGGUCUUUUUUUGAGAUUUUUUAUGCACCUCGAUUGAAAUCGAUAGGACUUGAUAGUAUAUGCUAGGGUCUGGAUUUGACUGUGCCUCGAUAGGCCUCGAUGGGACUCAAUAGGACUCGAUGAAAUUUUAGGCUUAUAGAAAUUUUAGCAUAUACCUCGAUAGGCCUCGAUAGGACUCGAUGCUAUUGGCCAAAUGGCUUAUGCAGCCUUUUCCUCGAUAGGACUCGAUGAUACGGGGCUUUGGGAUUUUUAGGACCUACCUCGGUAGGCCUCGAUAGGACUCGAUGAUACGGGGCUUGGGGAUUUUUAGCACCUACCUCGAUAGGCCUCGAUAGGACUCGAUAGUAACCAGAUGAUAUCUUGCUUUGGGAUUUUUAGGACCUACCUCGAUAGGCCUCAAUAAGACUCGAUAGUAACUCGAUGCUAUGAUUCUUUGGGAUUUUUAGAACCCACCUUGAUAGGCCUCGAUAGGACUCGAUAGUAACCCGAUGAUAUCAUGCUUUGGGAUUUUUAGCACCUACCUCGAUAGGUCUCGAUAGGUUUCGAUAGGCCUCGAUAGUAGCUGCCUCGAUGGGACUUGAUAGGCCUCGAUAGUAAUUACCUCGAUAGUGACCAGAUUGUUUUACAUUUUUAACAUUUUUUUUUGUUUUUUUUUUCAGAUGUCUGACCUUAUUGUGUUGUUGGAGAAGCACUUUCCUGACCGUGUCAAUUAUAGGGGUAGUGCCUACUUGGAUACCUUUAUAGAGCAGUUUCGGAGGCAUGGUCUUAUUGAAAGGGCACAAGCAUGCCGUUGGGACAGUUCUUUAAGGUGAAGCCGUUUAGUUUUUAUGGGGUUCUGCUGCAUCAGGUAAUGUUGCAUAAGGUAGAAAGCAAGAAGCCUGAAGAGGGUCAGUUCUACAUGGGCAACACUCUAUGUAGAUUUGGUAUUGCAGAGUUUGCCCUAGUUACCAGGCUAAAUUUUGGGAAAUCACCAUCCCCAGAUGAGUUGAAAGAGCAUCUUUCAAGUGAUCGGAUCAUCCAUGAAUAUUUUAAUGGUGAUUUGAAGGUUAGUUUUGGUCAGUUGGAAGAUGCUUUAAAGGCCUCCACAAACCCAGAAGAUGCAUUUAAGCUGGGUUUGUGCUAUUUGAUAGACGGGGUACUGAAUGCCCCAGAGAAGACAACGACGAUAUGGGGAGAUUCCCUGAGGAUGGUUGAGGAUCUUGAUUACUUUUUCAAGUAUCCAUGGGGGAAGUUUUCAUUUAAGAAGGUUAGCAGAGGAGUUCAGAAAGACAUGAAGAAGCAAUUGAAACACUACGAGGAGAAGAAGAAAGAGGGGUCAAGCAAAAAACAGAAGGAGGCGAAGAAUAGUUUCUAUGGCUAUGCACAUGUGCCUCUUUAUUGGGCCUUUGAGGACAUGCCAUCUCUCGGGAGUAAAUUCAGUGAGAACAGUGAGAACCAGAUACCGAGGAUGCUUAGCUGGGCUACGAAGACUUAUAUCACUAUUUCGACAGCUCAGUUGGUUCCUAUAUUCGCCAACCGUCGAUUAGUGGUAUUUUCCAUGCUGAAGCCACGUCCCGGUGAGGUAGUCUACUACAAUAGCCUCCUAGAAGUUGAUUCCAGGUUAUUCCCUGAGUUGGAAUCAACUGUGGGGGAGGCUGGGACUGCAGCGGAGGAAGUAGUAGUACCUGAGAAGGAGGCAGAGAAGCUGGCAAAAGUUGCAAAGGAAGCCUCCAUUUUUUACGAGGAUGUCCCGAGGGUUGAGGAGGGCACUUCACAGGCCUAUGCAGCUUCAUCUAGUCAGGUUGCCCAGCCUGAUUAUGAGCAAUUGAUGCAAAGGCUCAAGAGGGUUGAGGAGGGCCAGGCAACCUUACUACAGAAUCAGACUACGAUCAUGGCUCAGUUGGCACAGCUACUUUCAGUGGUCUCAGGUCAAUCCACCGACGUAAAAUCAGAUACAUAAUCUGAUAUCUUGCCUGCAGACUACGAGCGCAGUGAUCAACCCUCCACUCCACAAGCCCAGACAUCUAUAGUUGCCAGUGAUGCUGAAAGUCCCAGUGUACGAGUACUGCAACCUGAGGAGGCAGCUGGCCUUGAAGUUGUCAGGAAGAAACGCAGUCCCAAGCAUUUUGAUGAUUUCACCGACCCAACGAAGAAGAUCAAACAAGAUAAACAGGGGCUAGUUGCUGAACCAUUGAGGAAGUGUGACCCACAGCAGGAGAAGAGCUUCCAUAAGUGGAUCAUCGGGAAGAUCGACAACAAGAGAGACUGAAACGUCUAUACUGGGACGCACGGUGUGGCAUGGUUCUUGCAGUUGCACACAGUCCAGACUUGGCUUUGGGAUUCGGUAUGUAAAUUACAUUCAUGUUUUCAAUUCAAUCUUAAAAUAUAUUGAUGGUAAUAACGAAUUUUCAUGUUUUUUCAACAUAUUGAUGCCGCUUUGCACAUGCUACGCCACCGACGCCACUUUUAUCAUGCUGGAUUUCGGCAGGAUUCUGCGAUCAUGAACACCACCUUCCCCCAGGCGUGCCUAGGUCGUUGGAAUCAUUUCAUAGAGACCAGCACUAAGUAUACAUAGGACGACGAUGUGCUGAAAAUGUUGAAGAGCGAUGAUAAUCAAUUCCUUGUAUCAUGGAAAAAUGUGAGUGAAGUAUAUUUUUCCUUGCACGUCGAGAAAGCCGCACAUUGGAUCACCAUUGAAGUCUCCAUUCCAACGUGGUGCAUCAACAUUUAUGAUUCCAACCAUAGCGUGCUCAGUCCCACUCUGAUGGAGGAAGCGAUCAAGCCUUGGUGCUUAUUGUUGCCUUCGUUGUUAUGGUGUUCUGGCAUGUUUGACAACCAUGAGGACCUCCAGGUAUCUCCUGAGCAGAACGCAAAGCCUUUUUCAUAUUGUCGUAUUCCUCCGGAGGAGUGUCCUCAGACUAAGACAAGUGGGGAUUGUGGUAUGUAAGCCAUCAAACAUAUUGAGCAUUUGGUUGCCAUGCUACAACUCGAUACCGUUAUCGAUGAGAACAUCCAGCAUUUCAAGACCAAGUGGUGUGUGGACCUAUUCUAUCAGAAUUUGUCCCCGUGAUGCUCUUUACAUUUUCUUCAUACAUAUCUUGUAUAGUAUAUCAUAUAGUUGUUUUGUAUAUUAUUUUUUAUCAAACAAUAUUUUUUGAAAAAGUUAUUAAAUAAAAAAGUACUA
This is a messenger RNA of Humulus lupulus (European hop), 5817 nucleotides long. RefSeq lists its product as uncharacterized. The coding region runs from base 3439 to 4593 and encodes 384 amino acids. The record is from RefSeq and is a predicted model, not a curated record. Lineage: Eukaryota; Viridiplantae; Streptophyta; Magnoliopsida; Rosales; Cannabaceae. The transcript is spliced from 3 exons.